Molecule: messenger RNA, 5562 nt
Organism: Schistosoma rodhaini
Lineage: Eukaryota; Metazoa; Platyhelminthes; Trematoda; Strigeidida; Schistosomatidae
Source: the annotation of a GenBank genome assembly
GGAUAUACGAGCAAUGCUUCAAAUUAUAUAUGUAUAUAUAUAUAUAUAUAUAUAUAUAUAUAAUAUUGAAUGAAGCCAUUAAUAAUAAUUCCCCAAAUCCUACGUCUCAAACCAUUCCAUAAUCAGGCAGCACGUUAACUUGACUUUUUUUAGAUAGUAUAAACGUAACAAACAAACGUAGCAAACAACCUAGCAUACUUGAACAAAAGAACAACAUCCAUUUCAUUAGUUGUGUCUUUCAGUGAUUGAUUUCAACUUAAUUUAUUGGUUGCUAGGUGAACAAUUAAUUACAAUUCUAGGUCAUUGAUAAUUUAUAUUUAACUAAUAAUAAUAAUGAUGAUGGUAAUUUUCAAACGGAGGAAGACGAAAAUGUGAAAUUUGAAAAAAAGAAAAGAAACAAACAAGCAAGAGAAUACGUAACACAAGUGUUAUUCCACAUUCCUUCUUCAUUUCAACAUAUUCAUCAUUACAUUGGUAUGAAUGGUCGACAGGAAUAUACACAUAAGCAUAUUAUCCCAUUGAUACCACAGUCUAAUUUAUGGUUUCCAGCUAUUAGUAAACCACAUAGAAGUGGUAACUAUUCUUGUUAUCAAACAUACGAUUUCAAUAAUAAACCACAAAUAUUACCUAAUCAAUACUUCAAUUCUUCACUGAGGAUUACUCAACAGAAAUCUAUUCGAUUGAAAUACAAGUUAGAUGUAUUAAAGAAGAAUGUUCCAAAGAGAACCAUGGUUACAAUGAAUAAUAAACAAAUAAUCCAACCCAUAAAGAUAAGGAAACCUUUAUACAAUAAUAAUAAUAAUAAUACUGCCGCCUGUAUGAAUGAAAAGUAUACAAAUUAUCCAUUGUCAAUAGAUAGAAAUAAUAGAACUGAUACAUUCAGUAGGAUUAAUACUAUUAGUUGUGAAAGUAUACAUCAUAAUCAUAAUAAUCAAGAUGGUGUGAAGAUUAAUAUUGUAUUAAUCUUUUCACAACCUGAUAAACAAACUCAAUUCAUGAUUAAUGCAGCUCAACAAUUAAAACAUAAUUGUAUAUUGAUUAAUACAAUGAUGGAGAAUAAUACAACAAAAGAUAUAGAUAAGAUUAUGAAUGAAAAACUUAUGGAUUUACAACAGAUUAUUGAUAUGGUUGUAUUGGAUCUUCGUAAACUGAAGUCAAACGGGUCUUUCAGUAUACCCAGUAUCAGAUCGUCACAAUGCCGAGAAAUCAUUAUCAGUAACAAUAACAUUAGUCCAUCACUGAGCAAUUGGUGUAAACAACUUAGAAGUUAUCCACCGACAAAAGAUUCAGUUAUUGUAGGAUUAUUGGGUCGGAAAUGCUCUAAUGAUCAAAGAAAAAUACUAAUGAACAAAGCUUUAAAAUCUGGUUGUAAUAAGUGUAUAUUCGAAGCCUCAACGGUAGAUGAUUUCUAUGAAGAAUUAAAAAAUUUUGCUAAUAAUGAAUGGAAAUUAUUAAAUCAAUUAAGAAAUUUCAUUUGUACUAACAAUACUACUACCAAUACUACUAAUACUCCUCCUCCUCCUCCUCCUCCUCCUACUACUACUACUACUAGUACUACCACGAAUAAUAACACAAUAACAACCAAAGCAACAAACAUUAUUACUACCUCUAAUAAUAAUGAUUUCAUUGUAGAAUCUGAAAAUAAUCAAUCAAAUUUAGAAUUAAAUGAGAUUUCAUCAGAAGAUGAGUGUAGAUUUCUGAUGAAAUCAGAGACUAGACAGCCAACAAUUAAAGAGUCUGUAGACAAUGAAUUAACAUCAACGGAUGAACUGAAAGCCAAUGUUAUUGACUCAGUCACUGUGUUACAUGAGCAGGGAAAGAAAUUCAGAGAAUUUAUAUCAGUACGAAAAAAUCGGAACUCAGAUACAAACAAUAUUGUUAGUCUAAGUGCGUUAUUGCAUUCUAGAUGUCCUGAUUUUUCAUCACCAAUGUGUAAAGUCAUCGGAAUUUUGAACUCAGCACGUGUACGUAGUCCAUUACCAGUGGCAAAAGAUUUACAAAAAGCUAUUAAUUUAAUAUGUAGUUCAAAUGUAUUUGUUGAUCAAAUAAUGAAACCAUUAAGUCGAACAAAUGAUCCUAUUACAGCAGAUUUAAUUGAAGGUUUAAUUACUGGAUCAAAUUUAGCUAGAGAACCAGAGAACUUAUUAAAACUUCGAUCUUUGGCUAAAUCUCUAAAAGGAUCCGAAAAUGCUUCAACAACACUUUCAACUCUACAAAAUAGUCCAGAAAUUGAAGCUUGCCUUUCAAAUUUUGAUAAAUGGGACUUCAAUAUAUUUGAUCUUGAACGGAUAACUAAUAAAAAACCGCUAACUUGUUUAGGUAUGAAAAUAUUGGACAGUUUUAAUGCUCUUAGUGUACUACGUAUACCUAGUCAAAUUUUAGUCGGUUGGUUAACAGUCAUUGAAGAACAUUAUCAUGUUGAUAAUCCAUACCAUAAUGCUACACAUGCAGGUGAUGUUCUACAAGCAUCAGCUUAUUUUCUACAACAUAGUUUAAUAAGAUCAAUAUGCACAAAUAUCGAUGAAGUUGCUACACUUUUGGCUGCAAUAGUACACGAUGUAGACCAUCCGGGGAAAACAAAUCCAUUUCUUGUGAACAGUAAUGAUCCGUUAGCCAUUCUAUACAAUGAUAUUGCUGUAUUAGAAAGUCAUCAUGCGGCAGUUUCAUUUGAAUUAACUCUUCGAUCACCUGACAUCAAUAUUUUUCAGAAUUUGACACGAGAAGAAUAUCGUACAAUGCGUAGCUAUAUUGUUGAUAUGGUAUUAGCUACUGAAAUGGUACGACAUUUUGAUAUUGUUACAAAAUUUGUAAACACAUUGAGUAAACCAAUGCUUGCAAAGAAUCGACACCAUGACCGUUCAUCUGUUGGUAGUAUGAGUUCUAUGGAAUCGUGUUCCAUGGGAAUGGCAAUAUCACAUUCUACUUCACCAAGUCCUGGACAAGAACGUAUAUCUAGUACAUUAGAAAAUCUGUCAACUGCAGAAAAUAGAACAUUAAUUAAACGUUUAAUUAUUAAAUGCUCCGAUGUUAAUAAUCCUACAAGACCAUUAUCUAUAUGCAAAGAAUGGGCAACAAGAAUAGCUGAAGAAUACUUUUGUCAAACUGAAGAAGAGAAACGACGUAAUUUGCCUAUUGUUAUGCCAAAUUUUGAUCGACAAACGUGUAAUAUUUCUCAGUCACAAUUGUCAUUUAUUGAUUUCUUUCUAAAAGGAAUGUUUUCAGGAUUUGACUGUGUUUUUCCUAUACCUGAACUAAUGAAUAAUCUAGAAAAUAAUACAACUUACUGGGCUAGUAAUAUUGAUCGAGAGAAGAAACAACAUGAAACUUGUCCAAUGGAAUUAAAGCCAACAACCAUCCAUCAAGAAUAAACUUUCUUUUUCUUUUUUUUUUUUUCUUUUUGAUUUCAAUACUUCAAGUUUAUUGGUUUCUUCGUUACCAGGUUACAAACUGAUAAAAAGUACACAUAUUACGUCAUACAUAUAUAUGUAUAUACAUCAACAAAUUGAUAUAGAAGAAAGGAAGAUCUAACAGAAUCAUAUUGAUUGUUAACUUAUCAGUUAUUAGUGUUGUUGUUGUUGUUAUUAUUGUUUUCGUUGGAUCAGUUCUUCAAUUGAAUACUUAUGAAAUAGUUAAUUCCAUAUAAAGUACAUACUUACUUACUUACUUACUUACUUACUUACGUACGACUGUUAACCCUCGUGGAGGAAUAGAAAGUACAUAGUACACUUGAAAAUGAAAAAAAAGAGAAUGUUAAAUGUUUUUCCUAGUGUUUUUAAAAUAUUGAUUUUUUUCUUGGCUGGUUUUCAUACCUACUUACUUACUUACUUACUUACGCCUGUUAACCCUCGUUGAGGAAUAGAAAGUACAUAGUACACUUGAAAAUGAAAAAAAAGAGAAGAAAAUAUCAGGAAUUCUUUCUAGUGUUCUUAAAUUAUCGAUUUUUUUUUCCGUUGGUUGGUUUUUGUAUCCUAACUAAUUGUUCAGUUCAAGGCCUUUGAAUCAAUCUUUGAUAUGAUUAAAAAGAAUAAUCUCGAAUUCUAUGAUCCAUCAUUAUCUCAUAUUCAUACUGUUAUUCUCAUUUGUCAUGUUGUUCAUUCUUUUUCUUUUAAAUUGAGAUAUCAAACUAUGUUAAUAAAGAAGUUUUGGUUGUUGUACAAAAAAAAGUAUUGAAUGUUUAUUAGUUAUAUAAUUAUCAUUACUACUGAUAUAGAAUGAUAAGUAGUAUAAAUCCUUUUUAAUUAAUUAAUUCUGCUUAUUUAGAUACAUAGAUUCAUUGUUAGUAGUAGUGAUUAACAUUAUUAGUAGUAUUUUUAAUUGAUUCAUAUAUUAUUUUCAUAAUUGAAAGAAUGAGUCAAUUGAUGAUAGACCACCAAGAAAAACCUGGACGGCCAUUUCAUCCUAUUGUGUGUCUCAUGAGUUUGAAUCUCACCUGCAAGGCGAGAUCAUGGAUUCUCAUUGCUGUGGAGUCCCAUAAUAGGAUGAAACGGCCGUCAAGUAGUACUUCUAGGUUUUCCAUGGUGGUCUAGAUUCAAUUGACUCAUGAUUUCAACUAUGAAAAUACUGAAAUCUUCACAAAAUCCCUUCUAAUAUUUUAUUAUCAUUAUUUUUCUUUAUCUUUCUAUUCUAUAUUACUGUUACAUCUACCUCGAAUAGUAGAAUCAUAUUGACUGUGUGUUAUUGUUCAUUUAUGGAUGUUUUAUUGAUAUCUAUAACUAUAUCUAUAGAUGGAUGCAAAUGUGUUCAUGUAUGGAUAAGCUUACAUUUCUAUGUUUACAUAUCUACAAAUAUUUCCUUUGUUGGUAAUGUCAAAGACAUUGUGAACAUCCUCAAAGAACUGUUCUUCCAUAAUAGAACUUUUAAUGUUCAUUAUUACCAUUAUUAUUACUAGUGUGAAUAUGGCUAUUUCUUUAGAAACUUCCUCAAUGGUAUUGUACAGUCUCAUUUUACUAUUACUGUCAUAUUCUGUUGUAUUUAUAUAUUCAUAAUGUUGGACCUUUCAACAGUUAAUUAUUCUAUGGAAAUGUAUACACUUAAGUUCAAUGAAUGAAUAUGGAUCAUUCAAGAAGGGAGGAUUAAACAGAAAUAAAUGUAUAUUCAAGAAGCUUAUGAUGUUAUAAUCCAUGUGAUAGUUCUUUGGUGUAUGUGACUAUUGUAAAUCAAUAAUUUUGGAAAUUGUUAUGAUUAAAGUAUCCUUAAUGAAUAUACAUAUUCUCAUUAUUGUGUAUUUUUCUUAUACUAUGGUGUCUUUGAAGUAACCCUUUGAUAUUUUGACACUGAUUAUCCUUUUUUGUGACCGAUUAUUUGACUUCAAUUUGAUCGUAUGUUGAUGAUUAUUGAAAAAAGGGCAUAUCGCAAAUGUUCGUAUAUAAUGAUUGACUUAACUUGCGUUAGUGAAUAAUGGAAUAGAAAUCAGUAAAAUAUGAGAAUGAAGUUUUGUACAAUCGUUAAUUAGAAUAGAUAAUCAAUCAGAAAGAUGGAGCUAAGAAGGCGAUGAGAAAUGGAUUGAGGAAGGUAUGUAAGCCAAAUCGAUUUAUCCAAGCGUUAUCCACUAUUUAUAGUUAG